Messenger RNA from Thecamonas trahens ATCC 50062, 492 nucleotides. RefSeq lists its product as uncharacterized. The record is from RefSeq and is a predicted model, not a curated record. Bases 61 to 255 code for a protein of 64 amino acids. NCBI's taxonomy places the organism in Eukaryota, Apusomonadida, Apusomonadidae. The transcript has a single exon.
CGCCCGGGCCGGGCGACUACGCUGACGGCGCUGCCGCAUCGACGCUCUCCAAGCGUCUCGAUGCCGCAGACCGGACGCAGGCCGACCGACAAGCGGCGUGCCGCGCUCCUCGCGUGGCGAAAGACAUCAACGCCGGGCCCGGGCGCGUACCGCAACGCCGCGCCGUCGACGCUCAAGCCGUCGUCAACCGGCGUCUCCAUCCCGCGAUCGGCGCUCUCGUCGCAUGCAGCCUUUGACUGGGCCAAGUUUGGAUGAUGUGGACCUGCGGCUAGUGCUGCAAUCAGCGCCCGUCCGCACAAGAUCCGCCCUCUCCCGCACUUUGUCCCCAUCGAACGAACAGCUGAAGUUGCGGAAGGAAAGAGUCUAGACCGAGCGCGGGUCCCGGCAGGCAGCCGGAACUACAGGCUCGCCUUGAUUGUCCGCAUCACUGUCAACCGUCCUCUUCCCGCACGCCGAUCUGCGGCAAACCAUUCAAAGCAGAACCCUUACCUG